AUAUGUGAGGCAAAAGAAAGACCCUUACUUUGGUGUCGGACAAAGGAAAAAGGACUGGCAUAACAAAGAAGCUAUAAGGAGAGACUCUGAGCGUGUAGGAAAUGGAGAACAGGGAAAACCUUACCCAAUGACUGAUGCAGAGCGAGUGGACCAGGCAUACAGAGAAAAUGGCUUUAAUAUCUUUGUGAGUGAUAAAAUUUCUCUGAAUCGUUCCCUUCCAGACAUCAGACAUCCAAACUGCAAGAAUAAGCUGUACCUGGAGAAGCUUCCGAACACUAGUGUGAUAAUACCGUUCCACAACGAAGGAUGGUCCUCUCUCCUCCGGACAGUGCACAGUGUCUUAAACCGCUCCCCUCCUGAGCUGAUAGCAGAGAUAGUGCUGGUGGAUGACUUCAGUGACAGAGAACACCUGAAGAAACGCCUGGAAGAUUAUAUGGCCCAGUUCCCAAAUGUAAGAAUCCUCCGAACCAAAAAGAGAGAAGGGCUGAUAAGAACUCGAAUGUUGGGGGCCUCCAUGGCAAUAGGGGACGUCAUCACCUUCUUGGAUUCCCAUUGCGAGGCCAAUGUAAACUGGCUGCCACCUCUGCUAGAUCGCAUUGCCCGAAACCGCAAGACUAUCGUUUGCCCUAUGAUUGAUGUUAUUGAUCAUGACCACUUUGGAUAUGAGACUCAGGCUGGAGACGCAAUGCGAGGUGCAUUUGACUGGGAGAUGUAUUACAAGAGGAUCCCUAUUCCUCCUGAGUUACAGAAACUUGAUCCCAGUGAUCCCUUUGAGUCUCCUGUAAUGGCUGGAGGACUGUUUGCAGUCGAUAGAAAGUGGUUCUGGGAGCUGGGAGGGUAUGAUGCAGGUCUGGAGAUAUGGGGAGGAGAGCAGUAUGAAAUAUCCUUUAAGGUAUGGAUGUGUGGGGGGCGCAUGGAGGACAUCCCUUGCUCUAGAGUUGGUCAUAUCUACAGAAAGUAUGUUCCAUACAAGGUUCCAACAGGAGUCAGCCUGGCAAGAAACUUGAAGCGGGUGGCUGAGGUGUGGAUGGACGAAUAUGCAGAGUACAUAUACCAGCGUAGACCAGAGUACCGGCAUCUUUCUGCAGGGGAUGUCGCAGCUCAGAAGGAACUUCGCAACAACCUCAACUGCAAAAGCUUCAAGUGGUUCAUGAAUGAGGUUGCGUGGGACUUGCCAAAGUUUUACCCACCAGUGGAACCUCCAGCAGCUGCCUGGGGAGAGAUACGCAAUGUAGGAACUGGACUGUGUGUGGAUACUAAGCAUGGAGCCCUGGGAUCCCCACUGAGGCUGGAAAACUGUGUGAAGGACAGAGGAGAGGCAGCGUGGAACAACGUGCAGGUAUUCACAUUCAGCUGGAGAGAAGACAUCCGUCCCGGGGAUCCUCAGCAUACCAAGAAGUUUUGUUUUGAUGCCAUUUCCCACAUCAGCCCUGUGACCCUCUAUGACUGUCAUGGAAUGAAGGGGAACCAGCUCUGGAGAUACCGACAAGACAAGACCCUCUACCAUCCAGUAAGUGGCAGCUGUAUGGACUGCAGUGAGAGUGACCGAAAGAUCUUUAUGAAUAGCUGCAAUCCUUCAUCUCCAACACAGCAGUGGAUAUUUGAACACACAAACUCAACCGUCUUGGAAAAAUUUAACAGAAAUCUUGAUCUUUAAAAGACUGAGAAAAUAUAUAUAUAUAUUUUACAAUUAUAGUUUUUACUGGGGAGGGUUGCAAAAAAUUUUUUUAAGAAUACUUUUUUUUAAACAGUUAAUGAAGGUAAAAGGGAGAAUCUCAGGAGAAGGUUAACUAGCAGGCCAAUCUUUAUUGCAAAGAUGCUGCAUCCUUCUCUUCUGUGGAUGGUGGAAUUUUAAAGGCUUUGCCAGAGCCACUUCUUUGCUGAGACUGAACGGAAACUCUGUUUUUAGAGGAGUCUGAAUGUGAUUCAAACUGCUUUUUUUUUUUUUUUUGCUUUGUUUUGUUUUAUUUCCCAGCUGGGUCUGGUGUUAAAUGAUUUUGUUAUCCAGGACCCUCUAGGACUUUUUGUAGUGGCUAUACUACCCGCUGAAGCAUUCCCACAUAGGUGCUUUAUCUUCCAAAGUCCAUAUAAGUAAAAUCUUGAACACAAGAUUUAAUCCUGUGAUCAAAAAAAAAAAAGAAAGA
Haliaeetus leucocephalus (bald eagle) is the source of this 2144-nucleotide messenger RNA. RefSeq names its product polypeptide N-acetylgalactosaminyltransferase 10 (gene GALNT10). The transcript is spliced from 11 exons. The coding region runs from base 128 to 1657 and encodes 509 amino acids. Gene Ontology annotation, cellular component: Golgi apparatus. The record is from RefSeq and is a predicted model, not a curated record. Lineage: Eukaryota; Metazoa; Chordata; Aves; Accipitriformes; Accipitridae.